Molecule: messenger RNA, 1104 nt
Organism: Coffea eugenioides
Lineage: Eukaryota; Viridiplantae; Streptophyta; Magnoliopsida; Gentianales; Rubiaceae
Product: putative calcium-transporting ATPase 13, plasma membrane-type
Exons: 1
Coding region: 1-1104 (367 amino acids)
Cellular component (GO): intracellular membrane-bounded organelle; membrane
Molecular function (GO): ATP binding; P-type calcium transporter activity; ATP hydrolysis activity
Source: RefSeq, a predicted model, not a curated record
AUGGACUGCCAGAAAGCAGGAGUGGAUAUCAAACUAGUCACAAGAAAUGAUCUUCCCACCGCUAGAGCCAUAGCCAUUGAAUGUGGUAUUAUUGAUCCAACUCAAGAUGAGACAACAGGAGAAUUAGUGGACCGUCAAAGCUUGCAAAGUAAUGCAGAAACAGAGAUAAAAGAGAAAUGUGGCACAAUCCGUGUGAUGGCACGAGCUUCUACUUUGGAUAAACUUCAUAUGGUCCAAGGCUUGAAACAGAGAGGCCAUGUCGUUGCAGUUACUGGACAUAGCAUCGGGGACGCAACUGUGCUAAGGGAAGCUGAUGCAGGUCUCUCUCUGGGAAUUCAAGGGACUAGCCAAGCAAAGGAGAACUCGGACAUUAUCAUUUUGGACGAUAAUUUUGUUUCUGUAGCCAGAGUAUUGAGGUGGGGUAGAGGUAUGUAUCACAAAAUCCAGAUGUACGCACAGUUCCAACUUUCUGUUAGCAUUGCUUGUCUUGUGAUAGACUUCGUAACAGCAGUUUCUGCUAAAGAACCUCCCACUAUCAAUAUUGUUGCGGCCAUUUCAUCAGGUAAAGUCCCAUAUGCAGCAUUUCAAGUACUAUGGGUGAAGUUGAUAGUUGGUGCAUUGGCUGCACUUGCUAUCACCAUUGAGGAACCACCAGAAGAGCUCAGACAAUUGCCACCAGUCAACCGGGAGCAGCCAUUUAUAACCAGCAUCAUGUGGAAGAAUAUAGUGGGACAAGCUGUCUAUCCUAUCAUUGUUCUGCUGAACAUACAGUUCAAAGGUCAAUCAACCUUCAACCUGGAUGCCAAAAUAAAGGAUACCAUGAUCUUCAACAUCCUUGUUCUCUGGGAGCUCUUUGUCAUAUUCAACAUGAAAAGAGUUGAAGGAAACUUCUUCAAAGGGAUACAUAAAAGGAAAAUGUUUUGGGGUGUAAUCCUAGCGAUAAUUCUUCUUCAGGUAUUGAUUGUGGAACUGUUAAAAGAGUUAACAGAUACAAAGCAACUGUCUUGGAAGCAAUGGAUUAUAUGCAUUGGAAUUUCUGUUCUAGCUUGGCCAAUGGGGUGGCUGGUCGAGAGGAUAGAAUAUCCAUUUUCUUCACAUUUAUAA